UCAGCUGUCAUCACAAAAAUACGCAAACGCAAACGGGUCGACGGCGAAACACUUUCACACAAUUUGGCAGCAUUUUCACCAGUGAUAUUUAGCCAUUUAGUGCAUCCGAAAUUGAAAUUUAAACCCGCAAAAUGGUAGAUGAAGGCACCCGCAAAACACUUAGCAGCAUUCCACUACUGCAGACCAAGGCUGGCCCCCGGGAAAAGGACCUUUGGGUGCAGCGAUUGAAGGAGGAAUACCAAGCUCUGAUCAAGUACGUCCAAAACAACAAGUCGUCGGAUUCGGAUUGGUUCCGCCUGGAAUCGAACAAGGAGGGAACAAAAUGGUUCGGAACAUGCUGGUAUGUCCACAACUUGCUCAAGUACGAGUUUGAUGUGGAGUUUGACAUUCCCGUGACGUACCCGGCGACGGCCCCGGAAAUUGCGCUCCCUGGUCUGGACGGUAAAACCGCCAAGAUGUACCGCGGCGGUAAGAUUUGCCUAACGGAUCACUUUAAGCCGCUGUGGGCGCGAAACGUGCCCAAGUUUGGGAUAGCGCACGCGAUGGCCCUCGGGCUGGCACCGUGGCUGGCGGUCGAGAUUCCGGACUUGAUAGAGAAAGGAGUCGUCACGUACAAGGAAAAGGGCGAAACAUCUGGCUGAGGAUGAGGUGCGCAAGGCUGGUAGGGGAAAUGUGUCUCUUAUUUGUGUUAUGAAAUUGUGGCAGAAAGAUUUAUAUGAAAAAAGUAAUAUUGUGCGUAAACGAUUUAUCAAUCAAUAGGCUAUUGCUUUUGUAUGCUUUAAAUGA
Messenger RNA from Culex pipiens pallens (northern house mosquito), 786 nucleotides. RefSeq names its product ubiquitin-fold modifier-conjugating enzyme 1 (gene Ufc1). Gene Ontology annotation, biological process: protein K69-linked ufmylation. The record is from RefSeq and is a predicted model, not a curated record. Gene Ontology annotation, molecular function: UFM1 conjugating enzyme activity. The coding region runs from base 132 to 641 and encodes 169 amino acids. NCBI's taxonomy places the organism in Eukaryota, Metazoa, Arthropoda, Insecta, Diptera, Culicidae. The transcript has 3 exons. Gene Ontology annotation, cellular component: cytoplasm.